Molecule: messenger RNA, 1218 nt
Organism: Moneuplotes crassus
Lineage: Eukaryota; Ciliophora; Spirotrichea; Euplotida; Euplotidae
Source: the annotation of a GenBank genome assembly
UUUAAAUGUACGGAUCAAGUAACUAUCCCAAUGUACCUAAUCUGGGCAUCCAGAUUCCACAAACUUCGGUAAUGCCACCCAACCAGGAUGUUUUUGGUGUUCCAGGAGCAGAACUUCAGGAUUUGGUUAGAAAGAUAGACAAUGUGCUCAAAAAUGAUGAAAAGAUGACUGUAAAGACUGAUAGCACUUUUUACCGAGAUUUUGGACAGAACUUCUCAUUACCUAAAGCUCAUGUACCUGAAGUGCCCAGGACAGGAUCUCCUAUCAGAAUUCAGAGUAAAUAUCAACUAUCUCUAAAUCAGGAUUACCUUCCUCAACAGAAUCAUCAUGAGCCAAUGAAUAACUAUUUUCAGGAAAACAUUACAGGAGGCAAAAAGUCUCUUGAUUCUAUUCUCAGAGAAAUUUCGAAAAUUAACACAGAUCUUGACAAUAUCACUCCUUCAGCUUACACUCCAAAGCCAGGACACUACCAGCAAAGCCAUACUGCUCCUCGGUACAUUCCUUUAUCAAAGCCUUCACCAACUCCGAUGGCUUCAGUUCCAAAAGAAGAUACUUUAGAUGCAAUUAUUGAUAACAUACAGAAUUUAUCUAAAAUUCAACUGAAGAAACCGAUAGAUAGCCGCUAUUACCCUCAGGACAAAGCCAGUCAUUCAUAUAUCGAGCAAUACAAGAAGCCUGAGUUUAUAGAAGCUCCAAGGGAACCUAAAGUCAUCCAGAUUCCACAGAUGCAGAAUUAUGAGCCAAAAGAAGAUCUCAGAGAGAGGUUUGAGAGAAAGCCCAGUAGAAGUGUAACUCCAUUGAGGUCAAAUAUCAACAGAGUUGAGAUGACACCUGUAAAGUAUCAGCCUAUCUUUGAACCUAAAGAGAAUGAAGAUCCAAAUGAUCUUCCUAUAAAAGAGCAAGCAGUUGAAGUAAAAGAGGAGAAAAAGCAAGAGUCUGAGCCUGAAAUCCCUGUGAAGCAAGUGUUAACUCAGAAUCGCUCUGUCCAGGAUUUCAGAGGGAACAGUGGUUCAAAAGUUCCUUUAAGACAACAAAGUGCGAAUAACUAUCAAAAAACUCUGGAGAAUAUCAGAAAUAGAACACCUAGCAAGCUUAACUCCUUGGAAGAAGUGUAUAGAGCGAGGGAGAAAGACCAAAAAGUGACGGUUCAAAUGAGUUCUAAAUUCAUAAACCUCCCUACAAACAUCAGACGUGGGAUAAAAUAAUUUCAAUGGCAAA